Messenger RNA from Panicum virgatum (switchgrass), 1412 nucleotides. RefSeq lists its product as uncharacterized. The transcript is spliced from 10 exons. Gene Ontology annotation, molecular function: DNA binding. Bases 306 to 1154 code for a protein of 282 amino acids. The record is from RefSeq and is a predicted model, not a curated record. NCBI's taxonomy places the organism in Eukaryota, Viridiplantae, Streptophyta, Magnoliopsida, Poales, Poaceae. Gene Ontology annotation, biological process: transcription by RNA polymerase III. Gene Ontology annotation, cellular component: RNA polymerase III complex.
GCAGCCGCCGCCGCAGAGGAUCCUCCUCUCAAUCCCCUCUGGUUGAACCGGUUCCUCGAGAAGGGUGGGCCCGGAUCUGCCAGUCUACUGAAGAGCUGUUCCACCUGUCCUACUCCCCUCCCGGCCUUCCCCUCCCAAGCGCCUCUAAACAGCAGCAGCCGGCCGGUAGACCUUGCUGCUCCUGCUGUCCUGCAGCUCGGGGGUGCACAGCGGCAACCAUUUUGGGCAGGGUGGUGGGAGGAGCCCGAGCUCCUCUAGCUCUUGCAGGCUUGCAGCCGUACAAGCGCAGCAGAGUCGUAACAGAAAUGGAUGCAGAUGGUAGCUCCAAGAGAAGCCACCGAGUUCGUCGCGCUGUGAAGAAACUCAAGUUCAAACCGAAAGUGCCACCGCAGAAGCCAAAGAAAUUGACCACGGAAACGCCACAACAGGAAGAACCAAAACCAAUCGAUGAACAGUUGAUGAAGAUACUGAGGACUCGUCAGGUGCCUGCAAACAGUGCGCCAAAUACAAAAGACAAGCGCUUGACACAGAAACCCCCCUCGACGCCACCUUCUGCAGAUGUUGUCAGCUUGUUGCCAGCUCAAUCAGCAGUGCACAAGCAAAAUCAAUCAAAGCCACUCCAAGUCCCCAGAUCCUUUCCUGUUACUGUUAAUUCAGGAAAGUUUGACAACGAAGAGAGCGAUUACGAUGAUGAUGACAACGAUAAUGAAGAUGUUGAGUUUCAGGAGACUCAGCCAAGUUCAAUUGAAUGCGAAGCUUCAACACGUCCAGCAGAGGAGCUUCGUUUGCUUCAAGAACACGAUAGCAAAGAAAGGAUGUUCCUCUUCCAGCUCCCAAAAUCUCUUCCUUUGCCCAGGUCCUCCAAUAUAGUUGAAAGGAAAGGAAGGGCCACUGGCAAGGAGGUGAAGGAAGGAUCCAACCUUCAGCAGCUGCCUCAGGGUUAUUUGGGCAAAAUGCUGGUGUACAAAAGUGGCAAGGUCAAAAUGAAGUUAGGAGAUGUCAUGUUUGAUGUGAAUCCAGGAGCAGAGAGUAGGAUGACACAACAUGUAGUGGCUCUGAACACUCAAGAGAAACAUUGUUGCUUACUUGGGGAGAUUGAGAAUCGGCAUGUCAUUGUGACUCCGGAUGUUGAUUCUUUGUUGAAUGACAAGUAGAGGUUAGGUUGUGAUAUGUAGCAACAUCGUUAUAUAUGAGUUGUAGGAUUGUAGUUGUGCAAGGUUAGGUUAUGAUCUGUAGCAAUUGUAUCAACCUUGUCAAGUGGUGUGUAGGCUUUCAGUUGUGCAUGAUUGUGUGCAGUUUACUGUGAUUGUACUAGAUUAGCCCUAGAACUGCUUCUCGCAUUUGAACGUUUGUAAUAAGUUAACUUUGUAGAAUAGUAAGUGAUAAAAAUCAGAUCAUCUUCUCUCAUGUUA